Molecule: messenger RNA, 1948 nt
Organism: Rhododendron vialii
Lineage: Eukaryota; Viridiplantae; Streptophyta; Magnoliopsida; Ericales; Ericaceae
Product: magnesium transporter MRS2-3
Exons: 6
Coding region: 282-1769 (495 amino acids)
Biological process (GO): transmembrane transport; magnesium ion transport
Cellular component (GO): membrane
Molecular function (GO): magnesium ion transmembrane transporter activity
Source: RefSeq, a predicted model, not a curated record
CAGUGAUCUUUGUUUUGAAUCUACAAGACUACAAUUGCUGAACUUGUUUCGGUUUGCUUCUUUACAGCAUGCGAAUAGAGUUUGCGACCCCGUUAGUUGACAAUGAGAUUAACUUUCAAAAUCGCUUGAAGUGCGAGUAAACUAGUCUCAAGUUUGUUGAUUAUGUCUAUAAAGUAAAUACUAGUUUGUAGAGGAUGGUACUGUAAUUUUGGUACAGAAUCGAGCAACUCACACACUGAGAUCACGUUCGACGUGGAGAGUGGAGAGAGAGAGAGAGAGAGAUGAGGAGCUCUCACCCACCGCCACCUGUGAAGUCCGGCUUCCCUCUCCCCGAAGACGACAACGACACACCCCGACCAGCCGCCUCCGGCGGCGGGCUACGGAAGAAGGCCACCGGAGUGCGUCCCUGGCUCCUCCUCGACGCCGCCGGCCAGGCCCAGGUAGUUGAGGCCGGAAAGCACGCGAUCAUGCGGCGGACUGGUCUCCCGGCCCGCGACCUCCGGAUCCUCGACCCGCUCCUCUCGUACCCGUCCACCGUGCUGGGCCGGGAACGGGCCAUCGUGAUCAACCUCGAGCACAUCAAGGCCAUAAUCACGGCCCAGGAGGUUUUGUUGCUCAACUCUCGAGAUCCUUCCGUGAUGCCCUUCGUUGAGGAGCUUCAGCGUCGUAUCCUGCGCCACCACCACGCUACCAAAUCCCAGGAGGGCGGUUUUAAUGCCGAUGAUACAGACUGGACAAAUCUGUUUGAUUUGGUAGAGCCAAUAUCAAGGUCACAUAGCCCUCAAAAGUUUUCCGAAGGCUUCCCAGGAAAUGACGAUGGAGGUAAGGUGGAUGGGGUAGGAGCUUUUGAUAAACAAGAUGGAUUGAAAGUUCUUCCCUUUGAGUUUAUUGCUUUGGAGGCUUGCCUUGAGGCUGCGUGCAGUUGCUUGGAAAACGAAGCGAGGACAUUGGAACAAGAAGCUCAUCCAGCCUUAGAUAAGCUGACUUCAAAAAUUAGUACUCUUAAUUUGGAACGUGUUCGUCAGAUUAAAAGCCGCUUGGUUGCAAUAACUGGUCGUGUUCAAAAGGUAAGGGAUGAACUAGAACAGCUAUUAGAUGACGAUGAAGACAUGGCAGAGAUGUAUCUUACCGACAAAAUGGUGCAACAGCACCUUGAAAAUUCUUCUCAACCAUCUAUGGAUGAGCAUGAUGGCAUAGAUGAUGAUGUUGCUCGAUCCAACAUGGAUGACAGCAGCAUUCCUGCUGCAAUUUUGUCAGAUGUUAAUGGGGCUUCCACCAGUUUUGAAGGUAAUGUCCAUAAUAUUGAUAACACCCAAGAACAGCUCUACGCAGCAUCUCAUGUGCUUAGAAGAGACAGUCAUGGGACCCACACUAGUACCACCCAUAGUGUCAUAAGCAAGCAUCUUGAUGUGGAAGAGCUUGAAAUGCUCCUGGAAGCAUACUUUGUUCAGAUUGAUGGUACAUUAAAUAAAUUGUCAACGCUGAGGGAGUAUGUUGACGACACAGAGGAUUACAUCAACAUUAUGCUGGACGACAAACAGAACCAUCUCCUUCAAAUGGGUGUCAUGUUGACAACGGCUACGCUCGUAGUGAGUGCAUUUGUUGUCGUCGCUGGGAUUUUCGGCAUGAACAUCCAAAUCGAUCUCUUUAGCGAAGAAAAAGCUGGGAUGCAAGAGUUCCUGUGGACUGUUGGUGGCGGCGCUACCGGCAGUGUAUUCUUGUACGUGAUUGCUAUCGCCUGGUGUAAACAUAAACGCUUGCUGGAGUGAUCACAAACCUGUCCACUUGGUCUGGAUUGUAAAUUUACUUCUGUAUCCACAUCUGUAUCCUCAAAUUGAUGCGGACUCUUGGAAAGUUCCAAUAAAGUGUAAUUCAGUAUAUACGAGAUUGCUGUAAUUCCAGAAACUUCUUUUCUGUUAGAGAUUUCAAGCAGGGAUUAUGGUCGACA